Letharia columbiana is the source of this 1221-nucleotide messenger RNA. RefSeq lists its product as uncharacterized. The transcript is spliced from 3 exons. Lineage: Eukaryota; Fungi; Ascomycota; Lecanoromycetes; Lecanorales; Parmeliaceae. The record is from RefSeq and is a predicted model, not a curated record. The coding region runs from base 1 to 1221 and encodes 406 amino acids.
AUGGGAAUUGGCAUAAAGCCUGCAUUUCCUGAGAGCUUUCUUCACAAUCUCGGCAUCCCAUUAUCAUGUGCAGCAGGCUCUACGUAUAAUCAGGUCAUUUCGAAAAUGUAUCGUCUACCCAGUCUGGUUAUUGUGCUUUCCCUCGUUCUAUUUUCUUGGAGCUGCUGGUCAGCUCCAUUGAGCGCUGCUGUUGUUGAAAGAAGCGGUGUUCUUCCCAUUCUGGCAGGUAGUCCAGUAAUCUUUGGUCAAGGCACAUAUCCUCGGGCAAACGAUCUUUCUGGUCCGUCCUUGCCCGCUGGUAGUAUCAUUGGCGCCUACACUGCCUUCAAUGAUGGUGAUAACGUACUCAAGAUUGUCAUGAGCACCGACAACGGCACUUCAUGGCAAGGUAUUGGAGAAGUCACGAGAGGGUCAUCGACCGCAAACGACAUCGACAAUCCAUACGUCCUCCAACUUCCAUCAGGCCGCGUUCUCUGCACGUUCAGGAACCACUCCAAAGACCCCAAUACUGGAGUCUAUUUAUUCUUUCGCAUUACCGUGGCCUACUCAGACGACUUGGGCAAGACGUGGACAUUUCUAAGUACCCCAUCCUCGGAUCCUGGACCUGUCAACGGAAACUGGGAGCCUUUUCUCCGUAAUGCUCAAGACGGCUCGCUACAGCUUUACUACUCUCGUGAGAAUUCCGCUGCAGAUCAAGACACACUGGAGAAAUUCUCCACUGAUGGCGGUCAAACAUGGACAGAGGCCCAAACUAUUUCCGGGGCUGGCAUAACUUCACGUGACGGUAUGACAGGGGUGACAACUGUUAGCGGGACGGACUUGAGGGCAGUCUUUGAGAGCGAGGUAGAAGGAACCUUCAGUGUCCAAUCCAUCACUUCUUCCGAUGACGGCAAGACCUGGGGCAACCGCAGUACUAUCUAUACACCAGACAGCCCCAACACCUCCGCCGGCGCACCACAAAUCGUCAACACGGGCGGUACACUCUGUGUUAGCUUCAUGACGAAUGAAGAUUCCACUCUAGCUGCUCCUUCAGAUGGCUAUACCACGAACACGGCAGCAAAAUUAAUUACAAGCGGAGACGGGGGGCUGACUUGGGGUAAUAAGAUUACUGUCGGUCAGGUUUUGAGUGUGUGGCCAGGUCUGUAUGCUCUGGAAGGAGCAAGCUUCCUGAUGUUGUUCGACAACGGAGGGGCAAAAGCCCAAACUAUUGCUCUGAAUUAA